Molecule: messenger RNA, 1657 nt
Organism: Andrographis paniculata
Lineage: Eukaryota; Viridiplantae; Streptophyta; Magnoliopsida; Lamiales; Acanthaceae
Product: probable protein S-acyltransferase 4
Exons: 5
Coding region: 232-1425 (397 amino acids)
Biological process (GO): peptidyl-L-cysteine S-palmitoylation; protein targeting to membrane
Cellular component (GO): endoplasmic reticulum; Golgi apparatus
Molecular function (GO): protein-cysteine S-palmitoyltransferase activity
Source: RefSeq, a predicted model, not a curated record
GCCAGAGUAUUUGCAGUUGCAGAAGGCCAAACCCCAAAGAAAUAACAGCAGAGAAGAAGAAGCCCAAAUUUGAAAGAGGAUCAAUGAAAGAUGUUUCUGAAACUUGGCGGAAUCAUAUAUAAUUCAUACCUUAAUAAACUUCACAGCCGUUUCUCUCUCUCCUGAAACCCUAGCCAGCGCGAUUUCUUCAAAUUCAAAUCCGUCAGUUGUUUAUGGAGGAGAUGGCGAAGAAUGACGAAAGCGCUCGAGAAUUUCGACUUCCGACGUCGUUUUGAAGGUCGAUUUCAGAGAAUUAGCAGAUUCCGAAUCGAAAUUGUUAUGGACAGAGAGAAUUCAAACCCUAAGAGGGUUUAUCAAGUUUGGAAAGGGAAUAAUAAAUUUCUGUUUGGCGGAAGGUUGAUCUUCGGCCCGGAUGCUUCUUCUCUGUUGUUGUCGUCGUUCCUAAUCGUGGCUCCGGCCAUUGCAUUUUCUGUAAAGAGCUUUACGACCAUCCGAAAUGAUAACCAUGGCAUUCCUUCCUAUGCUAUUCCUUUCGUCGCCCUAGUCUUAACCAUAUUCGACUUAUUGUUUCUAUUACUUACGUCUAGUAGAGACCCCGGGAUUGUCCCGAGGAACAAAACACCUCACGAGUGCGAAGAGUUCAUCGACCUUAACAUGCCGUCGUUGGAGUGGUUCGACGGUAAUACUCACCACAUGAAGUUUCCCCGGACAAAGGAUGUUAUCGUGAACGGAUACACAGUCACAGUAAAAUUCUGCGACACGUGUUUGAUCUAUCGCCCGCCCCGAGCAUCUCAUUGCUCCGUCUGCAACAACUGCAUUUGUCGAUUCGACCAUCACUGCCAAUGGGUCGGCCAAUGCAUCGGCGUGCGAAAUUACAGGUUCUUCUACAUGUUCAUCUUGACAUCGACAACCUUAUGCGCGUAUGUGUUUGUUUUCUCAUGGCACGGGAUUUUACGCUACGAAGGCACCGUGUGGCAAGGAAUGUUGCACAAUUACUUGUUCGAUGUGCUCGUUUUUUACUGCUUCCUCGCCUUCUGGUUUGUCGGGGGUCUAUCGGUUUACCACUCCUACCUGAUCUGGGUUAACAAGACGACAUUCGAGGACUUCAGAUCACAAUAUAUAGACACGGAGAAUCCUUACAACAGAGGAAUGAUCAACAACUUGAAAGAAGUCUUUUUCUCUAGAAUCCCGCCUUCACAGAUCGACUUCCGGGCUGUUGCCGAGGAUGACGAAGCUGCCGCAACAGCGCAUACAGUAUCGAACUCGGAAGCAAUAGUAAGCAUCGGAAUAAGAUCAAUGCUGGACGAAAUCAACGACCUUGUAACAGACCGGAAAAGUAGCGAUCAUUUGAGCGAAAGGUCUGCCGCCUUACCGGAGAAUUUCUCUGGCGAUGCAGCAACCGCCGGUGAGGCAAAUUUGGAGUAGGGAUUGUUAGAAAAAACACAUGUAAGAGUGAGUUAAUGUGAGUUCUUGAAGAUGAGACUGAAAAUUAUUCACAUCUUCCGGUUUACUUGACAACAGAAAUUUCUCAAGAUGUGUAUAGAUUAAAAUUUAUUUAUUUAUUUAUUUAUUAAGCUUCCGAUUGGUGUAAAUACAUAAACCCAUGAUUUUAUUUUAUUUUAUUUUCAUGGUACGAUAUAAAUCGAGAAAGAAGAGA